Messenger RNA from Macrobrachium nipponense, 1099 nucleotides. RefSeq names its product probable caffeoyl-CoA O-methyltransferase 2. Bases 112 to 789 code for a protein of 225 amino acids. The transcript is spliced from 5 exons. Lineage: Eukaryota; Metazoa; Arthropoda; Malacostraca; Decapoda; Palaemonidae. The record is from RefSeq and is a predicted model, not a curated record. Gene Ontology annotation, molecular function: O-methyltransferase activity; S-adenosylmethionine-dependent methyltransferase activity.
CUGCAGCGUCAACCUUCACGGGAUGAACCUAUCAUCACAAUGUAAAAGCAGUUUUGUCCAGCUGUGAGAUACUGUAGGGCCAAAUCCAGACACCGAAGUCGUAUCGCAACCAUGAAUCCACGGGUAUCAGGACUCAAGAGCUUUGAAAACACAGACCCUCUGGUCAAGUACACGAUUGAACAUUCCAUCAGGCAGACGGAUGUUCAAAAGAAAUUAAGCGAGGAGACUCUCAAGAUGAAGAUGGGAGCUAUGCUCGGUGCCCCGGAAGUACUUCAGUUGAACCAAAAUCUAAUAAGAGCCAUUGGAGGCAAGAAGGUGCUAGACGUAGGUGUCUUCACAGGAGCCAGUACCCUUUCGGCUGCUCUUGCCCUCCCUGAAGAUGGUGAAGUCCAUGCUCUAGACACGAGCAUGGAGUUUACUGAUAUUGGAAAGCGUUACUGGGAGGAAGCAGGCGUAGCCCAUAAGGUGCACUUGCACAUUGACCCGGCCAGCGAAACCCUCCAAAGGCUUAUAGACGCAGGCCAGAGGGAAACUUUCGACUUCGCCUUCAUAGACGCAGACAAAGAAAACUACGACAAUUACUACGAGCAGUGCCUGGUCCUCAUCAAAUCCGGAGGGAUCAUCGCCUUCGACAACACCCUCCAGUCCGGAAGGGUCAUCGACGCUGAGGCGAAUCGUCCGAAUAUAGUAGCCAUCCGGAAGCUCAACGAGAAGCUCCGAGAUGACUCCCGUAUUAACAUUUCUUUCCUGAAAAUUGGUGAUGGACUGACGCUCUGCUUUAAGAAAUAAAACGUUUGACAUGAGAGCUGAAAUUCUACUAAGUCUGUUGCCGGGCUGUUAAAAACUAAAGGAACACGGGGUUAGGGGUGGAGAGUCCAUCCAGGAUGAAAAGUAAACCCGUGCAAUUAUGAAUUAAGGGCUCAGUUUAUUGUAAUCUUGAGUGGGUGCUUUUGAUGCCACACAACCACAACCUCCCACCCCCACCCAAAAAGAAGAAUGUAAGUUCCUUUUCAUUUCCCAAAACUUCUGCUUAUUAUGAAAAAAUGUAGAGGAAAACGAAUUACACUUGUUUUUCAUCAAAUAAAGUCCAUUAACCAAA